Protopterus annectens (West African lungfish) is the source of this 5713-nucleotide messenger RNA. RefSeq names its product probable ATP-dependent RNA helicase DDX60. The coding region runs from base 11 to 5407 and encodes 1798 amino acids. Gene Ontology annotation, cellular component: cytoplasm. The transcript has 38 exons. Gene Ontology annotation, molecular function: ATP binding; nucleic acid binding. The record is from RefSeq and is a predicted model, not a curated record. Lineage: Eukaryota; Metazoa; Chordata; Ceratodontiformes; Protopteridae.
UUCAAAAAUCAUGGCUUCUGGAAGAUCUUACUCAGGAACUGACACAGAUACUGAAAGUGACAGUUCUUAUGAUGAGAAAAUAAAACAUAGAUGGGACAGCUCUGAUGACGAGGAUUUAUCUGAUGACUCCCAAGUUAUGCACCUCCAGCGAGGAUAUGAAGAGAGAGAGGAAAAUGACAGCAUGCCUGAUGACUUUAUGUCAAAUCUGGAUGUGACCAAAUUCUCGCAUGAAAAAGCUGCUGUUGGAACAGUUGUUGCCAGAUCUAAGGGAGGUAUACAGACUUCAAGUAAAGCAGGUGAUACAAGUGCUUCUACAUCUAAUCCCGCAGGAAGGGAGAAAGGAAUAAGAAGCAUUUACUUACUCCAACAUAUAUCACGUGCAGAAUAUGCCAGUUUACUCAAUGACUUUGUUGAGUCUGAAUUAUUUGUGAUUGAUGGAGACUCCUUAAUAUUGGAGUACUUCGAAGAACAGACAUUGCAUCCAGGACAGAUGCUUCACUUUUUUUAUUUAGUUGAAUGUUAUCUCGUAGAUCUGAUAAACAGAGGAGCAACAUUUGUGAUUGUGUUCUUCCAGGAUGCAGAACACCUCUGGUCGAAAUGGAUUACUUUUCUUUCUUUUCGACGUGCACUAAUCUUACAUCUUCAGAAAAAUACUGAUAUUCCAAUCCACACUGAGUUUCAAAACUUUCUCUGUUCAAGCUGGCAGUCAUUCCUGAAGACAAACUCUCCAUACUUUGUAAUGGUGUCAGAAAAAGGACUGCAGAUGGAUAAAGAAUGUCUUUCUAUAGCCUACUUCCACAUUUUCAUUAGUCAUCUGCUUGGGAAAGGAGUUAAUGUCGCACUAACAUCAGGACAGACAUUCGAUGCUCUCAGAAUCUAUGGGUAUUAUAUUCAGAGUGACUACAAUAUAAGAAGCUUGAUUGAAAAGCAUAAAGAAAUGUUUGAAGCUCAUAAAAUUCUAAUUCAGUGUUUAUCAAGGCCUUCAUCCAUCUCUUCUAAAUGUAUACAUUUGGACAUUGAAAACAAGGUUUACAAGACAUCAUGUCAGCUACAGAAAUUAUGGCCAGAAGGAUCAUGUAUUCAAAAAACUGUUUGUAUUUUGAGUUGUUCUGUGGUUUUGCAGCUGUAUAAAAGUUACUUAAAAGAAGAGGAGCCACCAAGCAAUACAAGAAAAAACAAAGGAAAAGAAAACAGUACUCAGGAAAACACACUGAGUUUUGAGGAAGCAGUUGACUUGUGCAAACUAUACUGCCUGCAUAUCGCUCUCCUACUUCAUUUACCAUUAUCAAAACGAGCACGGAAUCUUUCUGAAAACGGAAAAUGGGAGGAUGGUGUUUCCAAAUUACUUGAAAUGAGGAGGAAUUGUGAAUAUUUUGCUCUGGAACAUCUUGCUGCUUUAAGCAACUGGAAAAUAGAUUUCACACAUUUACCUGACCUGAGUGACAGCUUACUGCUUCAAAAAGUUGGUCUUUACUGGGAAACCCAGAAGUGCAAAGACACAGAUGUACAGCUGAGUGAAAAAAUUGAAAAAGAGUAUACUAGAAUAUGGACUGCAGUAUCAAAAUUAGUUGACAAAUGUGAAAUUUCUCAAGCUUUUCCAGUGAGGAAUACUUCCAGAGUUUUUAUAAGCUCAGAGGGCAGCAAAAAAGAUGAAUCAUUUGAAGCUAUGUCCUGUACAGAAUUACUGAAGCGUUGGUACAAGAGAACGUUAUCAGAACACAGGAAAGAAUUUCUAAAUGUGGGUCUGAUACGUGUAAAAUCUUCAUUACUGGAAGAAUAUGCUGGAGAUGCUUUGGAUAGCUUGCCGUUUUUAACCAAUGAUGAUCCACUUGUUUCGUCUCUAACUAAAUCAAAAGAAUUUGAUGAACUGUACCACUGGCAUAGUAUGAAACCACUAUCUGAUGAGUAUGAGAGAACAGCAUGUGAUAAUGAAAAGCAGCCCAGUGAUCCAAAGGAGGCUCGUCGGAUGCUUAGAAACAAACAAAGGUAUACUGCCUAUCUUAGGUUUUAUGGUCAGUCACUCGAAGGGAAUAUUUCAAAACAAAUUCCAACAAACAGAAAGGAAGAUGCACUAAUCAAAAGUAAAUCUGCACCAAAGAAAACAAAGGCAUCAACUCAGAAGAAAAAAGCCGAGAUCAUUGUAGAAACCAACAUAAAGAAGAAACUGCUAGAAAAAGAGAAGAAGGAAAUGGAGACUUUAGAACGUGUAUCUGGAAAUAUUGAAAUGAAAAUCAGGGAAAAUAUUAAUGAAGGUAUCCAACAACUGCAGGAGUUUUUGAAAACAUGCAGCUGUGAUUCAGUAAAGUUCUCAGCAGAAGUGAUGGCACUAGACACCUGCUUCUCAGUCUGGGUCAGUCUCUGUUCAGGUCCAGGAAAAGGAAGAGGCUUCCAUGUAGCCAGUACAAUUAUGAGAAGAAUUCAUAUUAUUCUGGACAAAUAUGAAGAGUUAAUACAGAAGUCUCAUAGAGAAAAAAUUGCUGGUUACCUUAAGGAUAUGGGAUUCCAUAACUUAUACAUGUCUGUUUUAGGACAUAAUAAGAAGCAAGGAAGUAACACUAAAACAGUUACUUGCUCAAAAUACACAGUUGGAAUUGGAUCUGCUCGUUUUCAGUUGCAGUACAUGGGCCAUUACCUUAAAAGAGAGGAGAGAAAAGAUCCAGACCCCAGAAUUCAGCACUUUAUACCGGAUACUUGGCAGAGAGAACUUCUGGACAUUGUAGACAACAAUGAAUCUGCCAUUAUAGUUGCUCCGACUUCAUCUGGGAAAACAUAUGCAUCAUAUUACUGCAUGGAGAAAGUCCUAAGAGAAAGUGAUUAUGGAGUUGUGGUUUAUGUUGCUCCAACAAAGGCUCUUGUAAACCAGGUUGUAGCAACUGUUCAUAACCGUUUUCUUAAGGAGUUACCUGCUGGAAUGACUGUCUGUGGAGUUUUCACAAGAGAUUAUCGAUAUGAAGCAUUAAACUGCCAGCACGGAGUCUUUGGUUCACUUAUUGGUGACAUCUUGGCGUUUGGAAAUGAGUGGGGUACUGUAUCAAAAGCCUUGGCCUGGUCAAGGUGGUUGCAGAACGUAAAAAAAUAUUGGUUACAUGCAGAAGAAUUACAAAAUUCUGAGCCUUCCGGAUCUAAAAGUUCACACAGAAUCAAACAUAAGCAGAAACGAUGUUCAGAUAAGAAAUCCUUUAAAGUCAGAUUAGUGAAAUAUGGAGAAAGAUACAAUGACUUGGAGAAGUAUGUUUGUAUUCCAAAAGAUGGCAGCUUUGAAUUUUUUCAUUACCAUCCAUGUGCAGCACUUACUGUAAACCAUAUAGAGAAGUAUGGCUUUCCUUCAGAUUUUUCAUUUUCACCACAAGAGUGUAUCAAACUCUAUGACACCAUGGUCGGUACUUGGAAAAACUGGUCUCAAGCAAAGGAGCUGGAUCCAGAGGAGUUCUCUUCUCUUAAGGAUAAAAUAAUCACAAAGGCUGAUGCCCGGAAGUAUGAAGAAUCACUUAAAAAGGAGCUUGUUAACUGGGUGAGGUGUGGCCACAAAGAAGAGGCUGACAAAGUACUGAAAAGUCUCCAACCAGAAAUCAAAGAUGUAUCAAAGCGUAACAUGGAGGAACUCUUUCCAUGUUUUGUUGAAGAACUGCGAAAAAUGGAUGCGUUGCCUGCUUUAUUUUUCUUAUUCAGUAUACAUAAAGUAGAAUCAUAUGCUGACAAGUUAUAUUUGCACCUAAAAAAGAAGAAAACUGAAAUGAAGCCAGAUGAAGCACAACUUUCUUUGCAAACUAAACUGGAAAAAGUAAAAAAGCAACUUAAACGGCUAACAAAUGUUACAGAGGUUAAGCUGUCUGCCAGCAAGGCAGAAACCCUUCAUACACUUCUGGGUAAGAAAAACAUUUUGGAAAUGCAACUAGAAAAGCUUACCAAAGACCCUCCAGAGUGCACAUUUGCCAAUAAGAAAGCUGUGAAUGAAAAGACAUUAAAUGAGGUGCUUAAAAGGACACAUCUGCAAACCAGGUAUGUAAUGCUUGCUCUCAAAGUUCUGAAAGGCAUUGGUUAUCAUCAUGCAUCCAUGAAUCCCAAACAAAGACAGGCAGUGGAGACACUAUUCAGGAUGGGAUUUCUUCAAGUUGUAACUGCCACUGGAUCACUUGCUUUAGGGAUUAAUAUGCCCUGCAAAAGUGUUGUGUUUGUGGAAGAUUCUGUUUACUUGGAUGCCCUAAAUCUAAGACAGAUGUCUGGGCGUGCUGGAAGACGUGGACAAGACCUCUUAGGCAAAGUCUUCUUCUACAACAUUCCCCUUCCCAAAGUACAGAGACUUAUCAAAGCUAAUGUACCAAAACUAAAAGGACAAUUCCCUCUGAGUGUCUCUCUGAUCCUAAGGCUCAUACUUUUAGCUGAAAAGGCUGAUGAUAAACCUGAUGCUAAAGCAAAGGCUUUAUCAGUGCUGAAACACUCACUGAUGGCUUACAACCAACCAAAGAAGCAAGAGAUGCUCAAACUUUACUUCUUGUUUUCUGUGCAGUUUCUUGUUAGGGAGGGAUACAUCGAUCAAGAAAGCAAACCACAGGGGUUUUCUGGACUAGCAACUCAUUUACAUUAUCAUGAGCCAUCUAAUUUUGUGCUGAUCAGAUUUCUGGAAAAGGGUCUUUUUCACAAGUUGUGUAAAAGGUCUCUAACAAAUAAAGGAGGAAAACAAUUUUCUGAAACUGUGAUGGAAACUCUGGUACUUGUAUUAGCACAUCUUUUUGGAAGGCGGAGACUUCCACAUUCUGUUGUUGAACUAAAAGGACAAUUCAAGCAGUCAAAAGUGAUUCUUGAGGAGCUUCCUCCAGAAUUUGCUGCUGCAGCAGAGGAGUACAAUGAUGUGGUUGACAAAAUAUUUGGCAGUUUUUUACUCUGUACUUCAAAAUUUGCUGAUAUGGAGCAAGAAUAUCAACUUCCUCUUUCAAAGAUAUCUUUUGCAGGUGCAGAAUCAUAUCAUGAGACUAGCUUCCUAUCAGCCCUGACAAACUGCCAGAAUAAAACAACAGCAGUAUCACCAUUUGCAACUCUUUCUGGAAACACAAAUAAUGAUUUAUUUUGUGCCUCCAAAGUUGAAACGAUUGGAUUGCAAACAGUAGACGCCAAGACCUUAAAGAUCCCAGCUUUUGACCAUGAAACAGAAGAUAUCCAAGGAAGAAAAAUGCCACUUAAUGCAUAUGCGCUGGACUUCUACAAACAUGGCUCACUGAAAGCUCUAAGUUCUGACAACUUUUUAAAUCAAGGGGAUGCCUUUUAUCUCAUCAAAGACUUCAGACUUGUAAUUUCUUCUAUCAGUACAUCGCUGAUGGAACUGUGUGAAGAUGAAAAUGACAAUGUCGUGCUCGCAUUCAAGGAACUGAAUGAAAGCUACAAAGAAAAAUUUGAGAAGACCUGGAAUUAGAAACGUCAAGGCUAACAAACCUAAAAUAAGUGAAACUGGGAGACAAAAGCUCACGCUUUAAGUGCUGUUGAUCAGAUUGCAGACUAUGUACUUACUACACUCUGGAGACAAGCACCUGUAUGCACACGUUACAUGAAAUAUCAGUAGCUGUAACUUGCUUAUGCUGCAUGAUAAAUUAAUGCCUUCUAGUCUUUACUGAAACAUUUAUUUCUUGUCAUCAUCAGGUUACAGAAUGUAAUUCACAUUUGCUAUUUAUAUGAGACAGUAUAUAGUGAUUUGUAUCAAGUAAACAAAUAUUGUAAUAUU